CAUGGCAGCUUGCUUAAUACAUACGGGAAACGUUGGUGCUGAUGCAGAUGCUCUAAAGUUACCUGUUUUGGACUUGUGACCACCUUUUGAUACAACAUCGAGCUUCAACGAGAUCAACCGCUAUGGAUCCAGCAAUUAGACGGAGACUCCCUCCGUCUGUGAGAAGUCUCCUCACAGACAUCGGUCCAAAGGAGGAGUGGACAGAUACUGAGCCCGACACUGUGUCCAGAGAUGGAGUUAUGCUUCCCUCCAGAGGAGCUGCUUCUGGACAAGAGGAGUUUCUCACGCCAGCUAAGACACAAGACGAAGAGGCUACAGAGGAUGGCAGUAACACCAGAAGAAGUGUAGUCUGCAUGUUGUGUAAAAGCAAGCCCUCUUGUUACACCUGCCCUCGGUGUAACCUGCAGUACUGUGGCUUGGCUUGCUACCAGAGCCCAGAUCACUCCGUGUGCUCGGAGGAGUUUUACAAGGAGUCUGUUCUCCAGGAACUGAAGGAUAUGGGGAAAACUGAAAGUGAUGGGAGAAAUAAAAUGCAGGAGAUUCUUGUGGGGCUGAGACAAAAAGCAGAGAGGACAGAUGGCGGGAUGGAAAGUUUGUUAAAGGACGCUGGUGUUGUGUCAGAUGACACAAACGAAGGGGAAGGAGCAGAGAAAGUGCAGGUCGUGGAGCUGCUGUCCAGGUUAGCAGAGCUUCAACAGGCUGGAGAGGAGAGUGAAACAGAGGCAGAGGCUAUUUUGAGGAAACUUCAAGAGAUCGGAGAAGGGGAGUUACUGCAUGGAGACAUAGAUGAGGAUGCGGAUGGUGCAGAAGAGGAGCUGGACUUAACUGAUCGGCUCUCAGGGAUAGAUAUUGACAAACUUUCAGAGGAGGAGCUGUGGGAAGUUCUCAACAGUAAAGAGAAAGAGGCGUUUAUUGGUCUGAUGAAAGGUGGAGCUCUUGGCGGGCUGGUUCCCCUGUGGAAGCCAUGGUGGGAGGAGCAUGAAGAGGGAGGCACAGCACUGGUGGAGGUCCUUGAGGAGGAAGUGAGCAAACUAGAGAGUGAAAAAUCUACAAAUAUGGAUGAUAAUAAAGUCAAGGCAUCACAAGAAGUGGUUAAAAAUCAGAGCAAAUCAGCUAUGAAGCUGAAAAAAAAUAAAGGAGGAAGCGGAAAGGAAACAAGCAAGGGAAGUUUAAAUGUUCCUGGCGUCCCUCUGAUUUCUGCAAAAAUCCCAAAGUUGAGUUCCUUAUGUGCAAAACCAUCUCCUCUUGUAUGCUACAGUUUGGUUAAUGCACUUUUUGCCUACACGUUCACCCUGUGCCUGUUUAAUAACGACACUGAUUCACUGAUGUUUGAGCUCUGUGACAUGAUUCUUGCUCUGUCUGAGGCCCUGAGCUCAAACAGGGUGUUCACCUCUGUCCAAGAGGCUGUAGACUGUGGACAAACUCUCGUUUUGGGUGGAGGCUACCUCGACAAGGAGGAUCCCCUCGCCCCGGCCAGGGCGGUGGAAGCCGUGGCUCACAUCACGACAGGCAGAGACAGAAAGGAUGCUACGGGAUACUGCCUGGCAGCGCUGAGUCAGCUUCGCUCUGUGUUCUCCCAGGCCAAAACAUCCCUGUCCAAAGACGGAGAGGAAGGAGCAAGGAGACAGAAAUACUUCCUGGCAAGCAAGAAGUGUGAAUUCUUUCAAGCCUGGGUGUUGGACAAUGAACAUGGGAUUCGUAAACUAGCUAUUGAGUUGUGGAGCGAGCAUAGUAAAAGAGAGAGCGUGAGGAGCAGCAUGGAGAAAGCAAAGACUGAAGUUGAAAAGAGCUUGAAGAAAGGAAAGAGCGAAGGGUAUAGCAAACUAAUUGAAGAAUUGAACUAAUGAUUAUAAUGUUUUUAAAAGUUUAUGAUGUAAUAAAAAUAUAUGAAAAACUAAAUUAUCUUCUCUCAUUGCAAAGUGUAUACCUUUCAAAGGUCAUUACUGGUGUGCGUGUCACAUACUGUUGACCUUUGUGUUCAGGAUGAUGUAAAUAAAGAAUGAUACUGUCACCACUUUGCAUUAAGCCACCACGAAAUAUAAGCAGAAAGUUAUUUUAUUUAACGAGUUCUUGCAUUAAACAUUGUAAGUAAAGUUUAAAAGUUUGAUAAUCACAAACAGAGUAUAACAUUAUGAUAUACCAGAAUAAUACAUUCAUUAACUGACCAAAUGCAAUGUAGUAUUUGUUCAUAUAGGUAUUU
Messenger RNA from Plectropomus leopardus (leopard coralgrouper), 2200 nucleotides. It is a transcript of the gene znhit2, whose product is annotated as zinc finger, HIT-type containing 2. The record is from RefSeq and is a predicted model, not a curated record. NCBI's taxonomy places the organism in Eukaryota, Metazoa, Chordata, Actinopteri, Perciformes, Serranidae.